Messenger RNA from Endocarpon pusillum Z07020, 750 nucleotides. RefSeq lists its product as uncharacterized. The transcript has 2 exons. Lineage: Eukaryota; Fungi; Ascomycota; Eurotiomycetes; Verrucariales; Verrucariaceae. Bases 1 to 750 code for a protein of 249 amino acids. The record is from RefSeq and is a predicted model, not a curated record.
AUGGAUGCGAUCUAUGAAGGUGCAGAGUUCACUAUUGUGAAUGUAGCAGGAGAUGCUCGAACGGGAUUGCCUGGGGUUGGGAAGACACCACGAGCGUCUCAACAUACAGUUGAACUAGAAAUUUCGAAGGGAAAGUCGGUUGAGUCAGGCCACAGCGAAGAUGGACAUAUCAAGAAGGUGUUCUCUCAAAUCGAUGCCUGGUGUUCACCGGAGAGCAAAUAUUACAUGCUGUCGGGCAUCUUUCGCGGUGAUAUGCAUCGGGUUCCCGAGCUUCAAUACGGAUUCCAACCCGAAGAUACAAACAACCUGGCCAAGGAGAUCGAAACCAUAAAUGGACAUAUUCGGGGUUUUACAUCGAGAAAUCUUACAGAUCCUGGGGAUUCCCUGAAUGCUUUCCUCGGAGUAUCCUCAAGCAUUUCCAAGAAAGAUGGCUUGUCUUUGAUGCUUGGAAUUCCUGUCUGGGCUGGUCCAUUUGCAGAUGGUCAACCCGGGCUACAGCACACAUUUGCCCUCUCAAUAUCAAUCUGGUUCCAUCUUGGAAAACCCAUCGAAGAUAAGUCAGAACUCUUCGUUGCGAGUCGCCACCGCCGAUCUCAAUUCCCAUCCUGGAGCUGGAUCGGAUGGGAAGGUCGUGUGGAUUUCAAUGGCGAUAACAACGAUUACAAUGAACCGCAUGAGGUGGAUGAAGAUGACUCUGGUGGUGAUAACUUCCACAUUGACUUCUUCACGGCGAUGAUGAAGACUGAAUGA